ACUUGGCCGGUGUAGGACAGCUUUGGGCGCCUUUCUCCCAUUAUUAUGACAGUAGCCGACCAGCCAGGGAUGCAAUUGUCUCAACUGACCCUACUGUAACUCAAUAUUUUAGUUCAUUUGAGCAUUCAGCGCAUAUACGCUUUCAAAGGUCCACAAUGAGCUCCCUUCAGGUCGAAAACCUCUUUGGCGUCGCAGGCAAAGUCGUCCUAGUCACUGGUGGAACCCGGGGCAUUGGAAAAAUGAUUGCCUCAGGAUACGUCAGAAACGGAGCCAAGGUCUACAUCACUUCCCGUUCUGCAAAAGACUGUGACGCGACUGCCAAGGAAUUCAAUGCCCUCGUACCUGGCUCGUGUGUUGCACUUGCCGCAGACCUGCAAAAGCUCGAGGAAGUCCAGCGUCUUGCAGGCGAGCUCUCUUCCAGAGAAAAAGCGUUGCAUGUGCUCGUGAACAAUGCCGGUGCAACGUGGGCAGCGCCUGUCGAUGACCAUCCUGACGAUGGUUUCACAAAAGUUGUGACCUUGAAUUUACAGCGAGUAUUCACCUUGACGCAGAAGCUCCUUCCCCUGCUACGGGCUGCUGCAUCUGGGGUAGAAAAUAAUGUGUAUUAUGAUCCGGCGCGGAUUAUCAAUAUUGGUUCCGUCGAGGGAAUAGGCGUGCCGGAUCACGACACCUAUGCUUAUGCUGCUGCAAAAGCUGGUUUGCACCACCUCAGCAGGCACCUUGGUGGUCGAUUGGGUCCGGAAGGUAUCGUGAGCAACACGAUCGCUUGCGUGACUGCUCAAUUCCUACAAGCAGCAGGCGAUGUCGUUGUCUCCAAAGUUCCGUUGAAUCGAUUUGGCACUCCAGAAGACGUGGCAGGAACUUGUCUAUUUCUAUCUAGUAGGGCAGGUGCAUACGUGAAUGGUGCCACGAUUGCUUUGGAUGGUGGAUUCCUCGUCAGCAUGCCCUUGAGUAAACUUUGAAUUAUCUAUCACGUCAGCCGCAUCGACAUAUCUCCUUCAAGCUAUCAGUGCUAUUGUUCGCCUUCCUUUGUCUAUCUAUCUUAUUCCUCUCCUAGUAGUGAUUGAUAUAAUUGACUGUGAAUUGCAUUGCUAUACGAAUUUAUUAUUACAUAUACUUACAGGAGAUAUACAUUGUGUCCCAUGUGCCAAAGACUAAUGUUACUCGCUAUCUUGCUUGACGGUGGCAACCUCCUCUGGCUUUGCAUCUUUAUUGCCUGUCUUAUCGUCCUCGGCAACGCCUCCGCCCAGACUCCUGACCAACUCCCCAGCUUCGUCUCCACCAAGUCCUAACUCUUCCACAAGAUCUCUCAGAUCGUCAUCCGUCACUCUAACUCCUUGCAGCCCAAAACCCGAUAAUUCCGUACUGACGUCGUAUUCGCCUGCUCUCUUGUUCACAGGCACGGGUGUCCCCUUCAGAGGUGAAUCUGACGAUGCAAAGAUCUUGGGUCUAUGGUGCUCUGGGGUCAUCUGCGAGAUAGAAACUGCGCCGGGAACACCGACAGGUUUCACAGUUGGUGCAGGACGGUCCUCGUCGGUAGCUACAUUCCAGCUUUCCUUCAGACGUAGGAAGGUGUCGAGUUCGUCGUAUUCUACAGCUUC
Molecule: messenger RNA, 1601 nt
Organism: Serpula lacrymans var. lacrymans S7.9
Lineage: Eukaryota; Fungi; Basidiomycota; Agaricomycetes; Boletales; Serpulaceae
Exons: 6
Coding region: 156-962 (268 amino acids)
Molecular function (GO): oxidoreductase activity
Source: RefSeq, a predicted model, not a curated record